AUGCUUGAAAUAUCCGUGAAGACAGCACAGGUGCCCAGCCUCAACUUUACAUCCUUCCAGAAGAUGGCAUCGGAAAAUAUGAUUCUCGGCCUCUUUUCCGGGCUUCCUUACGAGAUCCGGGAGAUGAUUUGGAAAGAAUUCUUCCCGACCAGUCGACAUCAACAUCCCUUAAUGUCACAGAGGCAGAAGACAGACCUCAGUGUCUUGCGUGCAAAUCGGGCCCUAUACGAUGAAAUAUCAACGCUGCUUUACAAAAACUCUUGUCUAACAUUCACUCUUACUCCUGCAUACGUGUCAUGGGCCGUGGUGACCCUUGACCAAAGCAAAGAGCACUCAAACGAUAGACAUAUCGGCGCAAAACCCAUUUGGAGUCUAGAAAGUUUGGCCGAUGCCAAAUCGCGAGGCUUUGACAAUCUUCCGUUUCAUAAAAUUGAGACGGUGAAUGUAAACCUCCACCCACCGAAUCCAAGAAAGAAGGGCGAGAUAUUCUUCCUAUGGCGAAAAGUCACCGACCUUGUAACCAUUUUCAAAAAAGCAAAACGCAUCCACGACCUCACUAUCUGGCUUAAGAAAGGUAUCGAUGGAGAUUGGGUUGACAAAUGGAUGAAACCGCAUACAAGUGCCUUAUAUCAAAUCGACCAUUGCCGUUGUGACCACGAUGUCGUCUGCUUGCCCUUCUGUACCUUGCGAAAUGUGGAAGAGAUAUGGAUCGAGACCCACUCAAAAGAACUAGAAGAUGCGAUUGAUUGGCGAAUAAUCAAUGUGGCUAUGCACACCGUCUGGGACAGGUGCUGGGAGUCCGUCCCUUCUUCCAGGGAUUAUAAGAUCUCAGGUCACGAUGUGGACCGGGCUGUGGCCGCCGAUUACUUCUCAAUGCAUGUUGACCUAUGGAAAAACCCGAUGGAACCAGAAGCCAAUCUAGCACGUCGAGAUUUCCUGAGUACGUGGUUCGAACAAGGGAUCUCUGGCAAAUCCGAAUUUGAAAGCCAGGUCCUUCGAAUUACGAUCGACUACCCUGAGAUCAUCAAGGCAUAUGAUUGGGAAAUGGAAUUUCUAGAUUAUAUGCAUACUGCGAUGGUAUGUCUAUACCUCCACAUGAAGUCGCUACGCGGCAAGCUGGAGGAUCCAGAGUAUUGGGAUCAAGGAGUUUGGAGCUCGGUCUUCCCCAAAGGGAUCCCAGCGAUGGAUUCUGACGAGUACUGGGAAGAGUUGUACCCCGAGUUUAUCGACCGCGAUCUUUACCUGGAUUAUAUGGACAAGAAUACUUUUCUUUCCACCAUAGGCAAACUCAUUUGGAAAUGGCAAGAUGAGCACCCGAACAUGGACUAUGACGCACAAUCAUCGGAUGACGACUGGGACACGAAUUCGCAGUUCUCAUGUGAGAAUUGCCCAGGCUACAAGCCAGGGGUUGGGAAUCGCUAUCGCCACGUCUUCUUGCGAAGAGAAUGACUCCACUCCAAAUAGCCGCUCCUCUAUCCCUGUUCAACUCUUUCUCAAAGCUCCAGGUCU
Molecule: messenger RNA, 1509 nt
Organism: Paecilomyces variotii
Lineage: Eukaryota; Fungi; Ascomycota; Eurotiomycetes; Eurotiales; Thermoascaceae
Exons: 2
Coding region: 1-1449 (482 amino acids)
Source: RefSeq, a predicted model, not a curated record